This is a messenger RNA of Ipomoea triloba (trilobed morning glory), 1222 nucleotides long. RefSeq lists its product as uncharacterized. Bases 134 to 1222 code for a protein of 362 amino acids. NCBI's taxonomy places the organism in Eukaryota, Viridiplantae, Streptophyta, Magnoliopsida, Solanales, Convolvulaceae. The record is from RefSeq and is a predicted model, not a curated record. Gene Ontology annotation, molecular function: polysaccharide binding. The transcript has a single exon.
GUAAGUCAAGAAAUGAAGAGUCUCAGCAGUUGGGAGUUGGGACUUCAAGUUGAUUCAAUGCAGCAUCAUAGAUUGUUAACGGUUUCAUGUUCAGAGCCAUAACUAUACCCAUAGCCAACCUCUCUGUAAAAAAAUGUGUUCUAAUCUUAGCAUUAACCCAUUCCUCUCAAUCAUUACAACCCUCAUCUUGAUCCAGGCGCCUGCAACUUUCUGCCAAAAUAACAGCACCAGUCCUAAUGAGUAUAUAACCUGCGGCGAGCCAUUCAACUGCGCCAAUGUGGAAGGCAUAGGCUACCCUUUCUGGGGAGGAAACCGCGCCGCAUUCUGCGGCCACCCAGGCUUCGAGUUGAACUGCCGUAACGACUUCCCGGAGAUCUCAAUCCAGUCAGUGCAAUACAGAAUCUUUAACAUCAGCAACCAAGCCCAGACCGCCAAUAUUGCCAGAAACGAUCUGUUAAACAACAUUUGUCCCUUGCAUCUUCAAAACGCAUCCUUGGACUUCAACCUCUUCAACUACGUCCCCUCUGGCUAUCACAACAUCACUCUGUUCUACGGUUGCACCGUAAAAAACCGCGUCUCGUUUCGUGGAAAUCCCGACGGCUUAUUCAACUGCAGUAAAGACAAUCACGGCCAAUGGGCUUGCAAUUCCACAAGCCAUUCAGGGUUUGGUUCAUUUCCCGGCAUCUUCAACUGCAGUGGAGAUGAUCCCAAUUGUAUCAUCUUCAACAUCUGCAGUGAAGGCGGCGAUCUCGGCUGGGCUUGCAACGGCACAGGCCAUGUAAAGUUUGGUUCAGUUCCCGGCAUUUUCAACUGCAGUGAAGGGAAUUCCAGCUUGAAUGGAUUUGGGCUCGGGAUUUCGCCCUUUACGGAUUUAUUGGUGAAUAUAACGUGCGGGAAUGAGAUCUCUGCUACUGUGGGUGAAGGAGGGUUUGAGGAUUUAGGGAAAGCUUCUGGAUUUUCGGAGGAGGCGGUGAGAAGCUCCAUUGCUAGUGGUUUUCCGGUGCAGUGGAGAGCAAAUGAUGAGAUAUGCAAGGAGUGCGUGAGAUCAGGGGGACGAUGCGGUUCUGGUGGGAUGAAUUCUACAGAAUUUGUUUGCUUCUGUGUUAAUGGAACUUCUUCGUCGAUCUGCACUCGCACUCACAGUCACGCUAAUAGUUAUAACAAUGGUACCAUUGGUAUGCUUCCUUCCCUUCUCCAUGCUGCAAUUAUUGUAAAAGGUUAA